AUGAAUAAGAUCAAUGAGAGUGUCCCCCAAGAGUUCAUCCUCUUAGGUUUCUCAGAUCGACCAUGGCUGGAGCUUCCGCUGUUUGUGGUGUUCCUGAUUUCCUAUAUCUUGACCAUCAUGGGCAAUCUAGCAAUAAUUAUUGUGUCCCGUCUGGAUUCCAAGCUCCAUACCCCCAUGUAUUUUUUUCUUACCAAUCUCUCACUCUUGGACCUUUGCUAUACCACAAGUACAGUUCCACAGAUGCUGGUAAACAUAUGCAGCCUCAGGAAGGUGAUUAGUUAUGGCGGCUGUGUGGCACAGCUUUUCAUUUUCCUGGCUUUGGGUUCCACCGAAUGCCUCCUCCUGGCUGUCAUGUCCUUUGACAGGUUUGUAGCUAUUUGCCGGCCUCUCCACUACUCCAUCAUCAUGAACCACAGGCUCUGCCUCCAGCUGGCAGCUGCAUCCUGGGUUAGUGGCUUCAGCAACUCAGUUUUGCAGUCCACCUUGACCCUGCAGAUGCCACUCUGUGGCCACAAGGAAGUGGAUCACUUCUUCUGUGAAGUCCCUGCUCUGCUCAGGUUGUCAUGUGUAGACACAACAGCAAAUGAAGCCGAACUAUUCUUUAUCAGUGUGCUAUUCCUUCUAAUACCUGUGACACUCAUUCUGAUAUCAUACGCUUUUAUUGUCCAAGCAGUGUUGAGAAUACAAUCAGUGGAAGCUCGGCAAAAAGCAUUUGGAACAUGUGGCUCCCAUUUGAUAGUGGUGUCACUUUUUUAUGGCACUGCUAUCUAUAUGUACCUGCAACCGCCAUCCCCUGCCUCCAAGGACCGGGGAAAGAUGGUAUCCCUUUUCUAUGGAAUCAUCACACCCAUGUUGAACCCCCUUAUAUACACACUUAGGAACAAAGAUGUAAAGGGAGCAUUUAAGAGGCUGAUUGCAAGGGUUUUCUUAAUCAAGAAAUAUCCAAAUGGUAGGCCUUGUUAA
Messenger RNA from Dama dama (fallow deer), 963 nucleotides. Its product is annotated as olfactory receptor 2B2-like. Gene Ontology annotation, cellular component: membrane. The transcript has a single exon. The record is from RefSeq and is a predicted model, not a curated record. Lineage: Eukaryota; Metazoa; Chordata; Mammalia; Artiodactyla; Cervidae. Gene Ontology annotation, biological process: G protein-coupled receptor signaling pathway. Bases 1 to 963 code for a protein of 320 amino acids. Gene Ontology annotation, molecular function: G protein-coupled receptor activity; olfactory receptor activity.